Messenger RNA from Verticillium dahliae VdLs.17, 2688 nucleotides. RefSeq lists its product as uncharacterized. Lineage: Eukaryota; Fungi; Ascomycota; Sordariomycetes; Glomerellales; Plectosphaerellaceae. The record is from RefSeq and is a predicted model, not a curated record. Bases 1 to 2688 code for a protein of 895 amino acids. Gene Ontology annotation, cellular component: nucleus. The transcript is spliced from 5 exons. Gene Ontology annotation, molecular function: zinc ion binding; DNA-binding transcription factor activity, RNA polymerase II-specific.
AUGGACGCGGCGCAGGGGGAAGAAGUGGGCGGCGACGACAGAAUUCAGACAUACCCAUCCCCUACAGCCAACAACCAAGAGACGACGUCCCACUUCGACCACGACGGUGCUGAAAACGUCGCUCACGAUGUGCACGAUGUCAGUCACGAGGUGACGCACGAUGACAUUGACGAAAGCCAGUACGAUGGCACACACGACGACCACACUCCCCAUCCUCACGAUAACGAUGCCAGCGCGCGAGAGCUCCAACACCACGAGUCUUCGGGGUCACAACACCAUACAUCACAUGCCGCCAGUGUAGAGGAGCUUCAACUUGCAGCCCAGCUUGGCCAAGAUCUCGCCUCGGAGCCCCUGUUGCCUGUGACGGACCCUAACAUGAAGUUUGACGACCCCAAUCUUCGAGGCAUCUUGCCACAAGCCGAAGACACCGACAUGCGCAACGAUUUGACUGAACCCGAAGACUCGCAAUCCCAUGCAUUCACAUCAGAGGAACCCGAUUCCGUAUCGCUGUCUGCAGCUCCUUUGCAGCCUGCACCGCAGCCCUCGCUGCAGGCACCAAUGCCCCAGGCCUCGAUACCCCAGACGCCCAUGCCACAGGCGCAAAUGCAAACUACGAUGCAGCAGGCGCCAAUGCAGCCUAAUCCUAUUCAACAAAACUCCAUGCAAGCUCCGAUACAACAGCAGAACCCUACGCAGACACCGAUGCAGACACCAAUACAGACGCCGAUUCAAACGCCACUGCAGAAUUCUGGCCAAGUGCCCAUCAAUAAUCACCAUCCUCAGCCAUAUACGCAGAAUAACCAAGACGACAGCACUCCUCCAAGGAAGCGCUCCAAGGUGUCGCGUGCUUGCGACGAGUGUCGCAGGAAAAAGGUCAAAUGCGAUGCGCAAUCAGAUCUAGGCGAUAAUCCAUGCUCAAAUUGUAGACGGUCGGCUCAGCGCUGUUCCUUUAGUCGAAUUCCCCAGAAACGAGGACCGAGCAAAGGGUACAUAAAGGAGCUGGCCGAUCGCAUUCACAGUAUCGAAGGUAGACUAUGCGAGAACACUGGCGAAGAAGCCGGUCGCAAACGCACGUUCUCCAGCAUCUCUAGUGCUGAUAUUACGACGCCAACCGCCCCCCGCCAACCGCCGUCGACGUGGAGCUCAGAAGCACGCAGCCAGCCUCAACCACAACAGCUACCUCAAGCUUCGGCAACACCUGAGAGACACAAUGCGCCGUACUCGGCGCAUGGCCUGGCCCCGCAGCCACUAUCGUUGAGGCCAGACACGCCAUCUAGGGCUCCGCUUGUAGGCCCGGAGAGCUCAGUUGGCGACAUAGCUGAUAUCACUCAGCCGCGCGAGGUCGACGAUGCCAACUUUCAAGGCUACUUGACAAUGGUGCACCCCUACCUACCUAUCCUGCCUGCCAGCAAGGCCCGUCUGCAGGUUUAUCUUGCUCAAUGCCCUGGAAUGCUACGAGAGGCUUUCCUUGAAGCUCUCCACGGUACCAUGCAGUCCUUCCCAUCGUUCACUACGAUGGGUAUGGGCGAUGCCAGUCUCGCAAUGAAGAUGCUGGUUGAGUGGGAAAUGAACGGAGAAGAGCCGCGGACGUCAGCUGCGCACUUUAUCCACCUGCAAACGCUUCUCCUGCUCUUCAUCGAGGCAAGCAACCGCCCUUCCAGCUGCGCCGGACAUAUUAAGGAAUCCUUGCUCGGUCGGGCCGUGUCAACUGCAUGGACCAUGAAGCUCUAUAGUACUCAGGCCGGGUCUUCGCUUGAGGUCAACGGGGACGUCGAUGGCGAUUCUGGCACGCAUCUCCGUGUGCGGCUGUGGUGGUCUCUCGUGCUCCUUGACAGGUGGAACGCAGUGGGGUCCGGUACGCUGCCGAUGACCCGGACCGAGUCAACGAUCGUCAGCCCAGAUGUUGCAAAGAUCGUGGGCGAGACGACGUGGCAACUCAUUCGUGCAUCCAAAAUCCUCAACCAAGCCUGCAAUGUCAUAUCCGGCGCUCGCGCAACGUUGGGAUCAGUGACGUUCGCAGACGAAGUCCUCGGUGGGGUGCUCAACGAUUACGUCGAAAACUUUCGUGAAGAUCUGCCCCCCCACAUUGAGCCAGCCGUCUUCCCUGUCGUCCACUUGGCGUACUGGCAUUCGCGUCUGCUGGCGUACAUGUGUCACCCAGCGUCCAAGGCGACGGAUCUCCUCUGGCCUUGCAAGGAGCUAGUCAGCCUCGUGGCCGUCACGCCCCACGUGUCGAGCCCAAUGAGCCAUCACUUCACGGCGCUCCCCGCAAUGGCACUGAUCGAGUUGACCAAGGUCGAGGAGAUCAAGGAAGAGGCGUUCAAGCUCCUCAAGGAGCUGCGGUCUCUACUCACCUCGCCGGCAGCAUGGGAUAUCAUAGUCAGCGACAAGAUUGCUGAUCAUCUACGCUCCAUGGCCAAGAGCCAAGGCCUGCUGCAGCAACUGGCCGACAUUGCCGCAAAAGAGCAGGAGCAAGAGCAGGCGUCGGAGCAGGCGCCAGAGCUGAAAGCGAAGGUUGAGAGCGGCGGCGGCGCCGCCGCCGCCGCCGAAGAGGUUGGCGAAGACGGACUGCCGACGUAUCGCCUGCCGGCGGCGCACGAGGACACGAACUUUGACCCUAGAUAUUGCCUGACAGCGGGCUAUCUUAAAAGCGUCUGGACCAUCUGGGCGAGCAAUGGGCAGGCGUAG